GUGCGAACAGAAUCGCACCAGGUUGGCUACGCCAAUCUCAGUGCACUUCUCAACCGCAUGGGCCUCUUCUUCACAAGUGCGCACGGCUCGACCAAGGCGUGGUCCACGGCGGCGUGCCAUACGAACCUGAAGUUCACUGCCGAGAACCUCAACAACUGCAUGGUAUUGCUGGGGGUCGGGAAGUACAUGCUCGUUGACAUCUUCUCGGAGCUCAUCAUCGACAUUCUCCCUGGUUUCGGUGACGCACUCGUUUCUUUUCCCAUGGCCAUUGUCGGUGAUGACGCGGCGACGGCCCAGGCAUUGGAGAUCAACAAGCUGAAGGCCGACAUCGAAGAGUUCACAAGCACAGCGAAGCUGCUCGAGGACUUCUUCAACCCUGGUAAUUUCGAGAACGGGCUCAUUCGUAUGACUAGCGUUCUGAAGAACAUGGCGGAGUUCCCAAAGUUUUGCGCGAAGCUGGUGGAGAUGAGAAAGAUAGCUGCCCCGACAAGGGAGACGCACGAGAAGUUCACGAAUGACAUCGCCCAGUUAGCAGGCAUGGUGAAUUUCAUGAAAAAGGAUGAUUUCGUGUUCGACGCCCCGAGCGCCGCGACUCGCAAGGAGAUCAUCGAGGGCACCACUCGUGCCUUCAAGGCGUUCGUCGAGGGUCCAGGCAUGAAGAUCUACACCGAGUGCUCCGACAUCUUCAUUAGCGGCAAGAUCGCAGAGAUCGCUCCGAGCCCUUCUUUCAACAUCAACGAGGUCAACGAGAGCGUGAUUCGAGCAGUACCUGCGGAAGAAGUUUUCGUCAGGCUGGUCACCAUCUUCGGCGGCGGCAGCAUCGAGGAUCUGUUUUUGGAGAACGUCAGCUGGGUGGACGGACAGAUCGAAGACGAAAAAGCUUUAGAGCAGGUCAGCUACAACGCUGCUGUGUCUGACUUGGCGUCAUUCUUGCAGGCUGGAGUCGAUCGUCUCAUCGUGUUCCCAGGGGCGAGCAUGAACGGCGAGACGAAGGGCAUGGGGCGCUCGUUGGCGGCGACAUACUUGGACAUCGCGACGCAGGUCAAGGACUUGGUGGGUUGCGCGGCGCAGCAUCACAAUAACAUGUUCCAGACGAAUCCCUUAGACGAUACUGCGUUGUUCGGCCGCUGCGUGCACACGCAGCGUAUGAUGCAGCGGAUACUGCUUCGCCUCGAUUUUCUCCUUCUGACUGACAAGUGCCACGCCUUCGAGAAGGCUGGGCUCACUUUCCACCUCAACCCGCAGAGCGUGAGGCAGUGGAUCAAGUAUGUGGCAGUGUUUUCAGGGGCCACCAAAGCAAUUCUCUUGGUGAAGAUCUCGGCUGCUUUAAAAGCCAGCAACAAGCAUUGCAAGAGCGCCCUUCCUGAGUUCGACGCGGCGUUCGACGGCUCAGCGAACUACAGCGAGAAGAUCGGCAACGCCCUUUUCAACAACAUGACUGGAACUGUGAACGCCUACAACGCGCCCCACAAGACAGUAUCGUGCGCGGCGCGGGCUGGCAAGCUCAUGGACGUGAGCCCCCCGAUCAAGGAGCGCGACACGACGGCAGAG
Messenger RNA from Prorocentrum cordatum, 1551 nucleotides. The record is from the annotation of a GenBank genome assembly. Lineage: Eukaryota; Dinophyceae; Prorocentrales; Prorocentraceae.